UCAAACAAAAUUAUGGAGCCUCACAGACAGACUUUAAAGGCUGCACCGCUGUUGUCUUUAGGAAGAUAUCACGUUUCUGAAGAGUACGGCUUUCUUCUUCCGAAUCCUCUGAAAGAACUUCCAGAUCAUUACAGGCCUUGGAUGGAAAUUGCUAGCAAACUUCCUCACUUGAUUGAAAGCCACCAACUUCGGGCUCAUGUGAACAAGAUGCCCCUCCUGGACCUCCAGUUCCUAAAUAGUUACCGGGAGCAGCGCCUGGCCCACUUGGUCCUGAGCUCUAUUACCAUGGGGUAUGUCUGGCAGGAAGGAGAGACACAGCCUGCGGAGGUGCUGCCAAGAAAUCUUGCCAUUCCCUUUGUGGAAAUCUCCAAGAACUUGGGGCUCCCUCCCAUUUUGACCCACGUGGACUUGGUGCUAAGCAACUGGACUAAAAGGAACCCAGAAGGACCCCUGGAAAUCAGUAACCUGGAGACCAUCGUCUCAUUUCCUGGGGGAGAGAGCUUGCGUGGCUUCAUUCUGGUGACGGUUUUGGUGGAGAAGGUAGCUGCACCUGGGAUUAAGGCCCUUGCUCUGGCAGUGAGUGCCCUCCUGCAGCUCAACCAGGACGUCCUGCUCCAUGCCCUGCAGCUACUGAGACUCUCCAUUGAGGAUGUCUCCAGAGCCUUAGGACAAAUGCAUGAUUAUGUAGAUCCAGACAUAUUUUAUGCAGUCAUCCGGAUCUUUUUCUCUGGAUGGAAAGACAACCCGGCAAUGUCUGCAGGACUCAUAUAUGAAGGAGUCUCCACGGAGCCCCUGAAAUACUCUGGAGGGAGUGCAGCUCAGAGCUCGGUGCUCCACGCCUUCGAUGAGCUCUUGGGUAUUCAUCACACCAAGGAAAGUGCUGCCUUUCUGUACAGGAUGAGGGACUACAUGCCUCCUUCCCAUAAGGCCUUCAUAGAAGAAAUCCACUCAGCCCCUUCUCUGAGGGACCACAUCCUGUCCUCCGGCCAUGGCCACUGCCUGACAGCCUACAACCAGUGCGUGGAGGCCCUGGCAGAGCUACGCAGCUAUCACAUCACCGUGGUGACCAAAUACCUCAUCACAGCUGCAGCCAAAGCAAGGAGCAGAAGGCCAACCCACCUCCCCAGGCCACCUCAAGCUUUAGAAGACAUAGGCACAGGAGGCAGUGCCAUCCUGAGCUUCCUGAAGAGUGUCAGGGAUAAGACUUUAGAGGCAAUCCUGAAACCAAGCGGUUAG
Molecule: messenger RNA, 1236 nt
Organism: Castor canadensis (American beaver)
Lineage: Eukaryota; Metazoa; Chordata; Mammalia; Rodentia; Castoridae
Gene: Ido2
Product: indoleamine 2,3-dioxygenase 2
Biological process (GO): 'de novo' NAD+ biosynthetic process from L-tryptophan
Cellular component (GO): cytoplasm
Molecular function (GO): indoleamine 2,3-dioxygenase activity; metal ion binding; heme binding
Source: RefSeq, a predicted model, not a curated record